Molecule: messenger RNA, 1983 nt
Organism: Stylonychia lemnae
Lineage: Eukaryota; Ciliophora; Spirotrichea; Sporadotrichida; Oxytrichidae
Source: the annotation of a GenBank genome assembly
AUGAUUUAAGAUGAUCUGAGACUUAGUGAUGGGAUGCAGUUCGAAGUCAUGAUUGGAGAUGAACUUGUAGCCAAAUGGUUUGAGCCUAAGCAGUAUAUCAACUCCAAUGGGCUCAUUAAGAAAAUUAGAUUUCCCUUCAAAUUUAGAUUUUUAAAUGCAAAAGUAAAUUUCUUCUUAUAGUAAUUGAGUAAAUGGCAAAUUAAGAUCUAUAGUUUCAAGAUUAUACCAUUUGUAUGUAAACAUCACUCAUUAAAUCAAUAAUAGAUCAUGGCAUAUUUGAUUUCAAUUAGGUACUUAAGAAUCUCUAAGUCUUAACACCAGCUUAUUAAAUACCUGUCUAAUUGUGUGAAGAUAAUGGAUUUUAUUUUUCAAGGAUUAAGAUAGUCAAAGUGGAAUAGAUAAAUGAGCAGUCGUUGCAACUAUAAAUUUGUAUACCGAACUAUGAAAGUAUUUAAUCUCUUAUUAAACCUAUAUAAAGAUAAUCUGUUUGCUGAAAGAUAAUUUGCUUUGACUUUUGAACAAAACUACCCGAAUGCCUAAAAUUCAUUCAUAACACCAGUUACUUAUGUCAAAGGAAGUGUGAAAUUUACAGGUGAGGAUCUACAAGACAUCGAACAGCAAUAAAUUGAAUAUGAAUAGAUCCCUGUAUAACAAAGAGUUCAUUAACAAAAACAGACUGAGGAGGUAAAGCAAUCUUAUCAGAGCACAACAGUAAAAAGCAAUUAAAAUGAAGAGUUGAUAAGCAAUAACUAAAUCGAGGAAGAAUUACACUAAAAUCUAGCAUUAAAAGAAGAUUAAAUAACAAAGGAAAAGAGAUCAUGGACAGUCGAGCUAAUUGAUGAACACAAUCCAUACCUUACCAUUCCAAGGAAAAAGGUUGAUUUCUAUAGGUAAGAUAUGCAAACUUAAGGAAAGAGUAUGCUGUUCGGGCCUAUUGUUAGUGAGUCCUACUAAAGUUUGAUUGACGUCAUGAAUCUGGGAUAGAUUUAAGUUGUACCGAUGAUUGCCAUUGAUUUUAGCUUAGCAAAUCUCACUUUUUUAGAGGACUAAUGCCUGCAUUCAACAAAGCCAGAGAAGUAAAAUGACUAUAGAGAUAUAUUGAAGAUGAUAGCUGAAUCUUAUUAGAAUAUUUUGAACAUUCCAGUCUUUGGGUAUGCUGCUAAGACUGCUACUCAUUCUUAAAAAGCAGCCUCAAUUUUUCCACUAUCAGCUGAUCUAAGAAACCCUUUUAUUACUAAUGAUCCAGAAGUAAUUGAUGAAUGCUAUUCUAAAUGCCUUAAAAGUCUAGAGCUUUCCACACCUAUCAAUCUUUUGCCUGUCUUUGAAGUUGCCAAGCAUCUAGGCAUGAAUGUCAAGAAGAUUAUAGAUGAAAACAAUGGCAGAAUAGACUGCUUUUAUGUACUUUACAUCCUCUCUCCUGGUCUAAUAGACGAUUUGAAUGAUUUACUAGAGACAAUAGAUUCCACUUGGGAUGGCUUGCCACUUCAGAUACACUUGAUAAAUCUAUCUACCUCAAAUAUCGUCAGCGAAGAUCUUGAUACUAUAAAAUUCUAAGACUUUACCAUGAAAUAUAAUCUCUAGUAAAGUUGUUGGAAUCAAUUCAAUGUUCACUUCUAUGAUAGAAUCAAAUCCAAAUUCUAACUUAGACAUGAUCAAGCUCUUUAUAUGCUUAAGGAUAGUGCAGUUGAAAGUGUACCAAAAGAUAUAGAAACAUUUUUAUUCCUGAAUUAGCUUAAAGCUAAUAAAUUUGCUUUUAAGGGCGAAGCUGUAUAGCAAUCUUUGAUGAAUGUUAUUAACUUAAUUGAAGAUAAGAAUGCUCAAUUGUAUAAGCAAGCCGAAGAGCUUGGAAUUGAUUAGAAGAUUGUUGAAGAAAUGGUAAAUAAGUAGAGAUUAUUUGAAUGGAGUAUAGAGACUUUAUAAGCAUUGAUUAGUAACCAAAAUAGUGAGUAUGAUAUGAGAAAUGAUAGGAAAAAGAUCAUUUGA